AAACGUCACUCAAUUAGUGGCGCAUGUCCCGUAAUCCCGGGUGAGUGGAUGUCUCACUUAAGACCAAUUGAAUGAUCUAAAAUGAUGAAAACUGCGUUCAAACGGGGCACCGGGACAUGCAAAACGAACUUGACAGGUCCUCCGUUCCUUUCUACAGCCCAAACCAAUGAGGAAAACUUUUCAUAGGUGGGAGCGAACAACAGUGAGUGGGGAUAACAAUUGUGGGGCGACAGUUUACUUUUGCUUGUAAACAAUAUCAACAAUUCAAAAUACAGUUACUGUUGUCCCAUCAACCAACAGUAAGCAGAGGGAUUCUCCCUUAACUUCCCGGAGAAAGUAAUUUGUGUUGCCCUUGGAGGUAUUCCCAGCUUUCUGAAGCAGUAGGGAUGGACGAGGUGCGGCCUACCAGCGGACCAGUAGCCCCCGGCCUGGCGUCACUCUUCCCCCCGGGUCUGCAGGCAAUCUACGGGGAAUGCAGGCGCCUCUACCCCGACCAGGCCAACCCCUUACAAGUUACAGCCAUUGUAAAAUACUGGUUGGGAGGUCCUGAUCCAUUGGACUACAUCAGUAUGUACCGUAACAUGGGCUGUGCAGUGCAGGACGUACAGGAACACUGGCACUACAUCAGCUUCGGACUCAGUGACCUGUAUGGAGACAACAGAGUACAUGAGUUUACAGGCCAGGAAGGCUCCAGUGGCUUUGGCUUUGAGCUGACGUUCAGGCUGAAGAGAGAGGUGGGAGAAACAGCCCCUCCUACUUGGCCGGCUGAACUCAUGCAGGGCCUGGCCCGCUAUGUCUUCCAAUCAGAAAACACGUUUUGCAGUGGAGACCACAUAUCGUGGCACAGUCCCCUGGACAACAGUGAGUCUCGUAUCCAACACAUGCUGCUCACUGAAGACCCCCAGAUGACUCCGGUCCACACCCCCUUCGGCCUGGUCAACUUCCUGCAGAUUGUGGGUGUGUGUACAGAAGAGUUGCAGGCGGCCCAGCAGUGGAACGGCCAAGGAAUGCUGGAGCUGCUCCGAGGGGUCCAUGUUGCUGGAGGGCCCUGGUUGAUAACUGACAUGAGGAGAGGAGAGACCAUCUUUGACAUCGACCCUCAUUUACAACCGGAGCGUGUGGACCAGGGUAUAGAGACAGAGGGCUCCAACCUGAGCGGCGUUAGCGCAAAGUGUGUGUGGGACGACCUCAGCCGACCACCCGAGGAUGAAGAGGACAGCCGCUCCAUCUGUAUAGGAUCUCAGCCACGAAGACUGUCGGAAAAAGAUACAGAGCAGAUCAGAGAAGCCCUGAGAAAAGGAUUGGAGUUCAACACUAAAGCGACACUACCCCCUAUCAACUCACAGAGACAAGGACAUGACAGGCCUCAGAGUCGUAAGGACAGUCUGGAGAGUGAGAGUUCAGCGGCCAUCGUUCCUCACGAGCUAGUUCGUACCAGACAACUGGAAAGUGUUCAUCUGAAAUUCAACCAGGAGUCAGGAACACUGCUGCCCCUCUGUCUCAGGGGUCGUUUGCUCCAUGGUAGACACUUCACCUAUAAGAGUAUAAAUGGAGACACAGCCAUCACCUUCGUAUCCACCGGAGUAGAGGGGGCCUUUGCUACUGAGGAACACCCGUACGCCGCACAUGGACCCUGGCUACAGAUAUUGCUGACUGAGGAGUUUGUUGAACAGAUGCUUGGAGAUCUAUCGGAGCUCAACACUCGAGAGGAGACCAAGUUACCGAAGGAGUACAGCUGGCCAGAAAAGAAACUGAAGAUCUCGGUCCUGCCUGACUCUGUGUUUGACAGCCCUCUGCAGUAAGACUUGGACCCAGUCCUCUCUUCAGAAUACUCUGGACCUGUUCACCCAGACUUUAAAUGGUCAUGUUCAGUAGGUCACAUCGUUGCAAAGCGUUUCCCAACAGAACGCCCUACUCUGUUCCAUGGGCUCUGGUCUGCCUUCUAUCCCCAAAGUGAGAACACCUUACCUCCACCUGAUCUCUUUGUCACAUCUGCCUUUGACUUGACUGUUACUGCCUUCUGCGAGCUACCAAUUUCUACUGCGUUUUUCUAACCUUGUAGAAACGCCUGGAGAUGUUCCGGAAACCUGUUUUUCCACAUAGCUGCCUUGCUAGAUUAUACAUAGUCGCCAUGUCUUGUGAAUGGGUAACAUUUCUAGUUAGGAUAUGACAUCCCACUAGACUCAUUAAGUUUGUAGCACAGGCAAAAAUGCAGGGUCAGUUGAUUUAGUUCAAGGAUUCUGUUUUUUGGUUUUCUAGGGCCACAUUCAAUUUUAAGUGUUCUCUUAAAAGGCCUAUGCGUUUAUUUUUUGUUUAAGUGCUGGACGUUCGCUUAAUGUGUUUUAAAGUGUAUCUAUGGUCAAGCCAAAGGUGCUACCAGUUUCCCAUGAGGUUUGUAUCGGACCAGAUGUUGUGGUAUUUAGACAACUGAACCUUAUUCAGUGCCAACCUCUGCAAAUCUGAAAUGGUGCCUUCUUCCCUAUAUAGUUUUCUUUUGGCCAGAGCCUUAUGAGGGGUAUAUAGGGCAGGGGUCUUCAAACGGGUCUACAGCAUGCAGGCACUGCAGGGGCUGUUCAUUUUACAUUUUUGUUUAUUCCAAUGUUUUUGUGAAUAUCCAUGUACCGGGAAAGUGCCGAUGGCUGUAAGCUUUCUUAACAUGGACAUAAUGUUUUGCAGAAAUGUGUUGGCCUAUUAGCUAUUAAGGUAAUCCCAAUGUUAGUUUACACUUCCUCUUCAAAUUAUAACUGGGGAGGUCAAAUUAAUAUCUCCCAGAUCAAAUAUUUUUUUAUAUUUUCACCUCUCCUUGCUUUUUAUACACAUUAUCAUUUUUUGCUAACAUAUGAUGGGGUCUCUGGGUCGACGGAUUGCCUGGGCGGGGGUCCCUUGGGAAAAAGUUUGAAGACCCUUGGCAUAUGGUGUAAUUUGGAAUACAGACAAUCAAACCACAUGAUCCUCUCAUUCUAUUGUGUCCUGUCAAAUCUUUAUGCCACUGUGCCAAUUUUUUGUGUAUGUUCUGUUUUACUGUUAAUUUUUGAAAUAUCUCUGAAGCUCUACAAUGACUGUUAACUACUAUUAGAGGAAAUAUUGUGUUUGUAAGAGUUUAAAGGCCUGUCAGAGUGAAAUGUUGGAAAGUGUUUCAGAGAACUCCCCAUGUGUCCACAAAUAAAGUUAGUCUGACAUUUUCACUGAAGAACAGCUACUGUAUUGUGUUUCCUGUCCCUAGUUGGAUCAGAUUUCCUGUCCCUAGUUGGAUUUGUUGAUAGAACUGAUGUCAGUGCCUGUGUUUUUAGCCACUAGAACUUGUCAGAGCCUAGGUCCAUGCCACAUUAUUUAUCACCACUUUCUUCACAGAAACUCAUUCUUCCCUUCACUGUCACAAUACGUGUCAACUGUUGCGUGAAUAUAUUCAUGUUUUGCUAUGGUAGAAACAGAACCAGAGUCAGUCUACCAUGGCCUUGAAGUGUAUUGUAUCGACUGUCAACUGCUCCUGUAUUUUAAUAUACAUCAGUUUCAAUCAAGGUCCUCCCAGAUAUCUGUUAUGCCAUAACUGCAUUCCAUAGCUAGUUAGUCAAGAACAGGAGCUGACUCCUUUUUCUAUACAGUGAUGACCUCCAGUUCACGUGUAUUCUACCAUGUCUUUUUUUUAUUCCGAUUGUUAGUUUUUUUGUGGUCUUUAUAAUACUGUUUAUUGUUAUUUUUUUGAUGAAUGAAGGAAUCACUAAACCGCCUGUUAAUGUAAUCACAAGUGCAUUAAACAGAAAUCGACAUUCA
Salmo salar (Atlantic salmon) is the source of this 3771-nucleotide messenger RNA. RefSeq names its product suppressor of fused homolog. NCBI's taxonomy places the organism in Eukaryota, Metazoa, Chordata, Actinopteri, Salmoniformes, Salmonidae. Gene Ontology annotation, cellular component: nucleus; cytoplasm. The record is from RefSeq and is a predicted model, not a curated record. Gene Ontology annotation, molecular function: transcription factor binding.